Molecule: messenger RNA, 682 nt
Organism: Dermacentor silvarum
Lineage: Eukaryota; Metazoa; Arthropoda; Arachnida; Ixodida; Ixodidae
Product: putative defense protein 3
Exons: 4
Coding region: 134-679 (181 amino acids)
Molecular function (GO): oxidoreductase activity, acting on metal ions
Source: RefSeq, a predicted model, not a curated record
UUAGGACCAUGUGUCGCAUUUAAACGUGCCAGUACGGGCUGAACAAACGGAAACGCGGGUCUUGUUGCCUGGAGAAGGAACACCGAACCACACCUCCGCCGAGAUCUAAAGCCAUCUUAACACGGGUCUGCGAAUGCAAAUCAGCAUGCACCGACCAGAACUAUGGUGGACCACAGCACUAUUGCUGCUGACGUCGGUUCUUGAUGCGACCCGGGCUUACCCGGACGGAGCCCCGGAAGUGGCGUGCGACGACAUGAUGCCGUUCCACAACGGAGCUAGACAGCUCAACGGCAGUGACUCCCCCUACCGGCUGGUGCAGGAGAAGGAGACCUUCAACGCUAACGAAUCCCUUGUAGUAAACCUUUUUACCGAGAGCUCGCACUUCAAGGGCUUCUUGGUGAAGGCUUUGGACGAGCAGGGUAACGACGUUGGCCACUUCCCGCCCGGCGCGAACUACAAGCCAAUGACGGACUGCUCUGGGGCCACGCAUAAGAGCAAGAAGAAAAAGAGCGCCGUGAACUUCCUGUGGCAAGCCCCCGUCGAUAAGGCCGGAAGCGUGCGUUUCAAGGCGACUGUGGUCCAUGACUACCACCUAUUCUACACUGAUCUGUGGAGCACGGUUAAAGUGCGGAAGCUUCGGCCUGGUCGCGUUUCUCUUGCAUUCAAUAAACUUCCAUGAAGU